Molecule: messenger RNA, 2747 nt
Organism: Ficedula albicollis (Collared flycatcher)
Lineage: Eukaryota; Metazoa; Chordata; Aves; Passeriformes; Muscicapidae
Gene: FAAP100
Product: Fanconi anemia core complex associated protein 100
Exons: 11
Coding region: 18-2747 (909 amino acids)
Biological process (GO): interstrand cross-link repair
Cellular component (GO): Fanconi anaemia nuclear complex; nucleoplasm
Source: RefSeq, a predicted model, not a curated record
AUCCCCAGGCCGGCACCAUGGCGCAGGUGGGGCACAGGGUGGAUUACCUGGCCGGAUUCUGCUGCCCGGUGGGGGGGCUGGUGGCGGGCAAGCCGCGGGUGCUGUGCCACGAGAACGAGAUCUACCUCUCCAACGGCACCGAGUUCGUCUACGUGUACGACCAGGAGGGCAAAGUGCUCAAGGCCGUGUACCGCUGUCCUGAGCAGGUGUGGCACGUGGAGCUGCUGCCCCAGCCCCGGCAGCUCUACAUCCUGUGCGCCCACAGCGGGAUCUACUGCGUGUCCCUGGAGCAGCAGAGCAGGUUAAUGGAGCAGACGGACGGCGACGGCCAAGAAAGCAACGGCCCUUCCGGCGUCUUCCCGGUGGAAGCAGACUCCUGCAUCUUCCCCGACGCCAGCCUGAGCAUGUUCACCCUGCUCAGCACCUUCGUCAUCACGCUGGCCCAGGACGAGGGCAAGUGGUGGAUGCGGCUGCACGAGCUGCCGCGCCCGGAGCAGGACGGGCCCCCGUACCGGCAGGUCAGCCAGGUGGAGUUCUGCCCCGGGAGCCCGCCCGGGGACACGGGGGACGCGCCCCCCUCCUGCUUCCUGCCCGUGCUGUGCUGCGCCGCCGCGCCCGGCACGCAGGGGCUGUGGUGCUCGGGGGGCUUCGUGCUGGAGGAGCCCCUCUUCAGCCUCCUCUUCGGCAUCGACGCGGCCGUGCUGGAGUCGCCCAUGAUCCUGUGCGGUUUCCCGGACGGGCAGCUCUGCUCCGUGCCCCUCAAAGCCCUGAGCUCCUCGCCCGGGGGCGAGCCCGGCUGUGACUGCGUGGUGGCCGUGGGCCACUACGGGAAGAUGGUGGCCGUGAAGGCGGAUCAGAGGGAGGAGGCCACGGUGCCGGAGCUCAGGGAGUAUUACCUGCGAGGGCCCAUCCUGUGCGCGGCCUGCGGCAGCGGCUCCCGCAUGUACUACAGCACCCACUCGGACAUCUCCGCCGUCGACCUGGACUGGGCGGGCGACUCCUCCGACCCCGAGGACACCGAGAGUGGCACCGGCGUGCUGCCCCCCGUGCUGUCCCCGGCCAGCCUCAGUAUCUGUAGCGUCGUGGCUCUUUCCUUGUCCUCUCGGGCCUCGGAAGGGGAGUCAGAGCUGUUGGCCCUGUCGGCCAAGGGCCGCCUGGUGUCCUGUGGCCUGUGCAGCCCCGAGGAGCCGGACGUGGAGCUGACCCCUGCUGAGAUCGGCCGGAGGAUCAAGGAGCUGCUGUCGGGGAUCGGGGACACCUCAGAGAGAGUGUCCUUCCUGAAGAAGGCCGUGGACCAGAGGAACCGAGCCCUGGCCAGCCUGAACCAGGUGAUGAACGUGAGCGCGGCGCUGCUCUCCAGCCACGAGGGCCACAAGCCCAUCGCCUGCACCGUCACUGCCAACUGGAGCUGCCUCCUGCUCCAGGACACCGUCACCAUCUCCUGCUUGCUGGAGAACUGCAGCGAGUACAGCCUGGAGGAGGGCUGGACCCUCUGUGUCCAGCUCCUGACCAGCCCCUGUGCCUUAGAGGAGGAAUCCAUGGAUUCGGCCACCACCUUCACCUUCCCCAUUGACCAGCUGCUCCCUGGGAACAAGCGGGAGCUGACGCUGCCCCUCGGCCCCGCUGCGGACACCAAGCUGGAGCUGCCUCUGACCAUCUCCUGUGCCCUCUACUACAGUUUAAGGGAUAUUUUGGGCAGUGGCUCCGACUCCUCCGAGGACCUGGAUGAUUUCCUGCCCGACGACUCGCCCCUGCUGUCCCCGGACAGAGAGGGGAUCUGCCUGCCCCUCAGCCAAUGCACCAUUGACAUGCUCCAGUGCCUCCGUUUCGGGAGCAGCCCCCCCGGGCCCGACGCCCCCCCUGCCCCCUCAGACCCUGUGGAGACCUUCCUCAAAGUGUCCCGGGAACAGACUGAACCCGAGGAGGGGAAAGCUCCAGGAGAGGAGAGCCUGCCCCCCUCGGCAGCGUCCAUCCGGGUGUCCUCAGAGCUGCUGAAAAACGCUCUCAAAACCUCGGAAACAGAUGUCCCACUUUGCUGUGCCACCCUGCGCUGGCUGCUGGCUGAGAACCCCGGGGCCGAGGCGCUGAGCAGCACGGAGGUGGCAUCGGUGUGUGGCACGGCACCCGACGGUGGCCACGUCCAGCUGCUCGUCAGAGAGGUGGCCAUGAAUGACCUGAGCCCUGCAGGUCCCAUCCAGGCUGUGGAGAUCCUGAUGGAGAGCCCGUCCCUGGCCCACAUGUGCAGGACACACCACGCCGUCAUCCGGCGCAUACAGGCGCUGGUGCUGGAGCAGGCGGCGCAGGGCUCGGGACCCCCCGACCUCCGCAUGCAGUACCUGCGGCAGAUCCAGGCCAACCAGGGGGGAGGGGGUCUCCGCUCCCCCGUUGUUUCUAUAAAUGAUCUCGUAUCUCCAUGCUGGUGCGGCGUGGUCCGGCCCCGGCCCCUCCCGCACCUCUCCACUGUCUGUAACUCUGUCGUCUGCCAUGAAAACGAUCCUGUUGCUCACCCCCCUGGCAGAGGAGCCACGGGCUCCCCGACCCCCUCGGGCUCCUGCCUGCCGUGCCUUUGCUUUGCUGACCCGCCCUCAUCCCGUGUGGCACCCUUGGGAGUCCCUGCAUCCCACUGCCCCCCGGAUCAGCCCCCUCCAUGGGGCUGGGGGCCCCUGGGAGGGAAGCAGGGCAGGAUCUCGGUGGGAAGGAGGACGCGGCGCUGCCCCGGUGUGAUCCAGGUGACUUUAUUGCCGUGA